UUCCCAAUUUUUACGUCAAUUGAUAUUUGAUCAUUGAUCAUGCCAUGUGUGAAAUUUCUGAUGUUAAUAUAAAGGAGUAAGUUUUCCUUUUCCCUUAUUUUUCGUAAUUUAUUGUCGAAAUGUGGCGGCCGUUCAUGACGAGGGUAUUUUUGAGUCGUUUUAUGGGAAAAAGCUUCGACAUUGAAACGGCAUCAGCCGCAUCACGGUCACGAAUAAUGUGCACUGCUGAAAAGACUACAGAUGACGCAACGAAAGGAGACACUGAGACAGAAAGCUCUGAAGGAGAAUUAUCAGAAUUAGAUCAGAAAAUCAAACUUAUCCAAGAAAAGGAUGGUAUUAUAAGUGAUCUUGAGGAUAAAUACAAAAGAGCCUUGGCAGAAAGUGAAAAUGUAAAAAACAGAAUGAAAAAACAAAUUGAGGAUAUAAGACUGUUUGGCAUCCAAGGUUUUGCUAAAGACCUUCUAGAAGUUGCUGACAUACUUGGAAAGGCAACAGAAAGUGUCCCACAAGAUGAAAUACAAAGUAAUUCUCACUUGAAGAGCUUGUAUGAAGGUCUUAUCUUGACUGACCAGCAACUUCACAAAGUUUUUACAAAAAAUGGUCUUGAGAAACUAAGUCCUGUUGGAGAGAAAUUUGAUCCAAAUUUUCAUGAAGCACUUUUUGAACAAGAUGUUCCAGGAAAAGAAGGCACUGUAAUCCUUGUUAAUCAAAUUGGAUAUACAUUGAAUGCAAGGGUUUUAAGGCCAGCUAAAGUUGGAGUUGCAAAAGCAAAGAGUUGAUUUUCUAACUUGUAGUGAACAGUGAAUUUGAAUAAAUCAAAUCUUUUAUUUCAGGCA
Molecule: messenger RNA, 836 nt
Organism: Dendronephthya gigantea
Lineage: Eukaryota; Metazoa; Cnidaria; Anthozoa; Malacalcyonacea; Nephtheidae
Product: grpE protein homolog 1, mitochondrial-like
Exons: 2
Coding region: 120-779 (219 amino acids)
Biological process (GO): protein folding; protein import into mitochondrial matrix
Cellular component (GO): PAM complex, Tim23 associated import motor
Molecular function (GO): protein homodimerization activity; protein-folding chaperone binding; adenyl-nucleotide exchange factor activity
Source: RefSeq, a predicted model, not a curated record